Messenger RNA from Ceratotherium simum simum (southern white rhinoceros), 1266 nucleotides. The record is from RefSeq and is a predicted model, not a curated record. NCBI's taxonomy places the organism in Eukaryota, Metazoa, Chordata, Mammalia, Perissodactyla, Rhinocerotidae.
CCGCGCGCUCCGCCUGCACACACCGAGGUUGGGCCCCGCGGCAGAGGCUGCUCCCAGGCUGCGCUGGCUGGGCGCGCUGGAAGGCGGCGAUCACAGCUGGGCCGGGACUUCCUUCCUCCACCGUAGGACAACAAAACAACCCGGCAGCAGGCGCUGAGCUCUUGGCAGCUCGCUGGGCGAGAGGCGCAGCGAUGGGCUCGGUGCUGAGCAGCGAUAGCGGCAAAUCCGCGCCCGCCUCGGGCACCCCGCGGGCCUUGGAGCGCAGGAGGGACCCCGAGCUGCCCGUCACGUCCUUCGACUGCUCCGUGUGCCUCGAGGUGUUGCACCAGCCUGUCCGGACCCGCUGUGGCCACGUGUUCUGCCGUUCCUGUAUUGCUACCAGUCUAAAGAACAAUAAGUGGACCUGUCCUUAUUGCCGGGCAUAUCUUCCUUCCGAAGGAGUUCCAGCAACUGAUGUAGCCAAAAGAAUGAAAUCAGAGUACCAGAAAUGCACCGAGUGUGACACCCCGGUUUGCCUCAGUGAAAUGAGGGCACACAUAAGAACUUGUCAGAAGUACAUAGAUAAGUAUGGACCACUACAAGAACUUGGGGAGACAGCAACAAGGUGUGUAUGUCCAUUUUGUCAGAGGGAAUUAGAUGAAGACAGCUUGCUGGAUCAUUGCAUUACUCAUCACAGAUCAGAAAGGAGACCUGUGUUCUGUCCACUUUGCCGUUUAAUACCUAAUGAGAAUGCAAACAGCUUCAAUGGCAGUUUAAUAAGACAUUUGCAAGUCAAUCACACUUUGUUUUAUGAUGAUUUCAUAGAUUUUAAUAUAAUUGAGGAAGCUCUUAUCCGAAGGGUCUUAGACCGCUCACUUCUGGAGUAUGUGAAUCACUCGAACACCACAUAAUUUUAUUAAAAGGAAAGCAAAGGAGAUCAUACAGUUGCACCAUGUGUUAAGAUGCUGCUUGAACAAUUGAAGGGAAAUGGUCAAUGUUUGAUGAGCAAAAAUGUACAACACAGUUAAAUGUCCGUGUUUGUUCUUAUAUUGCAUUUUAAAACUGCUUUCAUUUUGAUGGUUUAAAUCUGUUUUACAUUCUUGAGUUUCUUAGACACUUAAUGACAAAAAAUAGUCUCCAUCAGCCAUUAAUAUAUGGAAGAGAGCAUAAGGCUGGGUAUGUGAGUGAAGGAUCUUUAUUUGCAAAUUGGAUGACACUGUGUGUAAUGCUACAUAUUAAUAAUUACCAUCAUGGCUGGGCAAGAUAACUAAUCUUUGUUCUAUGUAA